Messenger RNA from Sorex fumeus (smoky shrew), 2413 nucleotides. It is a transcript of the gene SHISA7, whose product is annotated as shisa family member 7. The record is from RefSeq and is a predicted model, not a curated record. Gene Ontology annotation, biological process: regulation of short-term neuronal synaptic plasticity; regulation of AMPA receptor activity. The coding region runs from base 254 to 1942 and encodes 562 amino acids. Gene Ontology annotation, cellular component: dendritic spine membrane; postsynaptic membrane; postsynaptic density. The transcript is spliced from 6 exons. Lineage: Eukaryota; Metazoa; Chordata; Mammalia; Eulipotyphla; Soricidae.
UGUCUUCCGGGCACCCCGCGGGAGCGAGGCAGAGGCGCGGGGCGGCCGCGGCGACCUCUGCUCAGAGACGAGCUGCGUGCGGGCUGCUCUACACGGCACAGCGCGCGCGCACACGCCCCGCCGGCCCGGCGGGCAGACACGCGCUCGGCCGCCCCCCACGCCGCCGCCCCCGGCACCCCAGGGCUCCCGCGUCCGGAAAGUGAGCCUCGGCUCUCCCCAGCCUGGCGGCCCUGGCCGGCCUCCUGCGCGCCCCAUGCCGGCCCUCCUGCUCCUCGCGACCCUGCUGCUCCUGGCCUCCGCCCCCCCGGCUGGGGCGCGCCCCGCCAACGCCACGACCGCUGAGGCCGCCGGCCCGCUGCCCGCCCUGCUGGCGCACCUGAGGCGCCUGACCGGGGCGCUGACGGGCGGCGGGGGCGCGGCGGGCGCCGGCGGCGCCAAUGGCUCGAGGGCCGGUGCCGGCGGCGGGGCGGGCGCGGCGGCCAGGGCGCCCCCGCCGGCCGAGCUGUGCCACGGCUACUACGACGUCAUGGGCCAGUACGACGCCACCUUCAACUGCAGCACCGGCUCCUACCGCUUCUGCUGCGGCACGUGCCACUACCGCUUCUGCUGCGAGCACCGUCACAUGCGCCUGGCGCAGGCCUCCUGCUCCAACUACGACACGCCGCGCUGGGCGACCACGCCGCCACCGCUGGCCGGGGGCGCCGGGGGCGCCGGUGGUGUGGGCGGGGGCCCCGGGCCCGGCCAGGCCGGGUGGCUGGAAGGGGGCCGGGGGGGAGGAGCUGGGGGGCGGGGGGGCGAGGGCCCCGGGGGCAGCACGGCCUACGUGGUGUGCGGGGUCAUCAGCUUCGCCCUGGCAGUGGGCGUCGGCGCCAAAGUGGCCUUCAGCAAAGCGUCCCGUGCGCCCAGGGCGCACAGGGAGAUCAACGUGCCCAGGUGUGUGAGCGCAGCAGACCGAGGGGCACUGGUGGACAUUCUGAGACAUCAGGCGGGACCUGGGAGCCGCCCGGACCGCACCCGGAGCAGUUCCCUAACCCCAGGGAUUGGGGGCCCUGACAGCAUGCCCCCUCGGACGCCCAAGAGCCUCUACAACACCGUGAAACCCUCUAAUCUCGAUAAUCUGCACAACUAUCUGCACCUGAAUGUCAAUAGCCCCAAGCACCAUGCUGCCACACUGGACUGGCGGGCGGCACCUCCACCAAGCCCCUCCUUGCACUACUCCACACUGUCGUGCUCGAGGUCCUUCCACAACCUCUCCCACCUGCCCCCAUCCUACGAGGCUGCUAUGAAAUCGGAACUCAACCGCUACUCUUCGCUUAAGAGGCUGGCCGAGAAGGAUCUGGACGAGGCCUACCUCAAGCGGAGGCCCCUGGAGAUGGCCCGCGGGACGCUGCCCCUGCACGCCCUGCGGCGGCCGGGCACCGGGGGCGGCUACCAGCUGGACGGCUGGGGCGGCCCCGAGGAUCUGGGCCUGGCGCCCGCUCAUCACCCGCGCCGGGUCAUGUCGCAAGAGCACCUGCUGGGCGACUCGGCCCGGGCGCGCUGCGAGUUCACGCUUCCGCGCGCACGCCUCGUAUCCCAGGAGCACCUGCUGCUGUCAUCACCCGACGCGCUGCGCCAGAGCCGCGAGCAUCUGCUGUCGCCGCCGCGCAGCCCCGCGCUGCCCCCCGAGCCCGCGACGCGCGCCGGCUUGGCCGCCUCACACUCCAACCUGCUGCUGGGGCCCGGGGCCCCCCCCACGCCGCUGCAUGGGCUGCACGCGCACCACCACCACGCGCUGCACGGCUCCCCGCAGCCCGCCUGGGUGGCGGAUGCGGGCGGGGGCACGCUGGCGCGCAGGCCACCCUUCCAGCGCCAGGGCACGCUGGAGCAGCUGCAGUUCAUCCCCGGCCACCACCUGCCACAGCACCUGCGCACUGCCAGCAAGAACGAGGUGACGGUCUGAGCCCAGCUCAGCCGUUCCGCCUCCGGGGGUCCUGGGACGCCACUGGCAGGGCACAGCUGCCUUUGAGGACUGAGGGUUGGGGAUCCUGGGCUCCACCUGUCGGGGCGUGGUGUUCCUUAGAUCCUCCUGCCUCGGCUCUGAUACUUUCCCUACCCAUGGCGUCAUCGCAGAGGAAGCCCUGCCGGAAGCCGCCUUUCAGUCCUGGUCAAGACACCCCCCUCACACACAAUGUCCUAGCAGAGACCACGGCUUGAACUACGACAUCACCCCAGUACAAAGACUCCUCCCUGUUGACAUCAGUGCAGAGACACCCCUCACUAGCAUGGGAGUCACCAGGAAAGUAAUUCCUUCGACAAUGUCAUCACUCCGUGGACAAAGCCAUCUUCCUAGACAGCAGGCCUUCUCCCUCCCAACUUCCUUCUUUGAUGCCAUCACCUGAGAAGGUGCCCUGCACCGUCACCAGAAGGACUG